CCCGAUUCACCCAGCAUCGGUUGCCUUGAAUGCCUCAAACGUACAAAACAGAAGAACAACACAUAUAUUGUACCUAUUUGUCAAUAAAAUAAGGCUGCUUUGAAAAUGGCAAAUUCUAAGUUCGAGUACGUGAAGCAGUUCGAGCAGACCGACAAUCUCCUUCCAAACACAUGGAUCGUGGUCAGGAUCGAUGGCCGGGGGUUUACCAAGUUCUCAGCAAAAUAUGCGUUUGAGAAGCCCAACGACAAGCGGGCGCUCGAGCUCAUGAACGCGGCAGCCAGGGCAGUCAUGGCCGAGCUCCCAGACAUCACCAUUGCAUAUGGCGUCAGCGAUGAGUACAGUUUUGUCUUCCACAAGAGCUGCAGUCUUUUUGAGCGUCGCGCGAGCAAGUUAAUCUCGACGGUCGUCUCGACCUUCACCGCCUACUACAUCCAUCUUUGGCCGGUUCACUUCCCGGAUACCCCUCUGUCACCCCCAUUGCCGAGCUUCGACGGCCGGGCUGUGUGCUAUCCGACGGUGCAAAAUCUGCGAGAUUACAUGAGUUGGAGACAAGUAGACUGCCACAUCAACAAUCUUUACAACACGACAUUCUGGGCGCUCAUCCAGUUAGGGGGGCUCGAUGCCACAGAGGCGGAGAAGACCUUAAAGGGGACCUAUGCCGCGGAUAAGAACGAGAUCCUGUUUUCGAGAUUCGGCAUCAACUACAACAACGAACCGGAAAUGUACAAAAAGGGCAGUGUCGUGUUUCGGGAUUAUGAGCUGGUGGAACCUGGCACGCACAACACCACCGCCGAGGUGGACAAUCUGGCGGAGCCGGUGCAGCAGUCCAAGACACAGACCGAAAACGACAAGAAGCGAAGGGCAAAGGCGCGGAUUGUGGUACAACACCUUGACAUUAUCAAGGACGAUUUCUGGGACCGCCGGCCCUGGUUGCUAUCCAACAAACCGGGCAAAGUACCCAAGGAGCCCUGAGGCCGUAAGACAACCCGGCCAUCCAUCCAAACACCAUCCGGCGCCGAGAUAGCUCGCUGUCGUCGCACCCAACCUCCCUGCCGCAGAUGGGUCGCUGGCAAAGGCCCGCAAAACUGCGGCCUCCCGCACUUGGA
Molecule: messenger RNA, 1106 nt
Organism: Thermothelomyces thermophilus ATCC 42464
Lineage: Eukaryota; Fungi; Ascomycota; Sordariomycetes; Sordariales; Chaetomiaceae
Exons: 8
Coding region: 106-972 (288 amino acids)
Biological process (GO): tRNA modification
Molecular function (GO): magnesium ion binding; tRNA guanylyltransferase activity
Source: RefSeq, a predicted model, not a curated record